Molecule: messenger RNA, 1210 nt
Organism: Cajanus cajan (pigeon pea)
Lineage: Eukaryota; Viridiplantae; Streptophyta; Magnoliopsida; Fabales; Fabaceae
Source: RefSeq, a predicted model, not a curated record
UUUUCAUUUUAUAUGAUGUAAUACCCACUGUCUGUGCCUCCAGCUUCGCGAUCGUGCCACCGCGUGACAUUGUCGUGCCACCACGCACCGCCUCCGGCCGGCGUGCCACUAGCCCCACACGCAACCGACCAGAGAAUCCGUCACUGUCAGCGUUCCAAUUUAAAGCCACAAGCAUUCUAUCUUGAAGCUUCCGCCAAACCUUUGGGUUUCUCGCAUUGAUCAUAACCUGAAGUGAAGCCCAUGGUGUAAGGAUUCUAGCUAUCCACAAAGAUUCGGAAGUUCAUUGAUGCCAAUUUUAUCGAAAAGUAUCCUAUGAAUCCUAUGGAGGCAGCUCAUGGUGCUCCUAUUCCACCACCAUCACCUCUAAGAGCACCAAUUAUGUCACCGAUAGAGCAGCACUUAACUGCCCGCAUGGAUCAUGUGCAGGACCUCUUUGUUGUAAUUCGUCGGGCUCUUGAGAGCCUUAAUGACUCUUUUUACAGGUUUACUCUACAUCAGCACCAGCAGGACCCAAACCCAUUUCAAUGGCCCACUCCUGAAGCAUUCUCAGCCCUUUGUGCUUGGCCUGAGAGCAGGCCUAACUUUCCAGCAGAGUGGCGCUUAACUGACCAUAUGGGUCAUAUGGAGGACUUCUUUGCUUCGAUUCGUUGGGCUUUUGAGAGCCUUAAUGACUAUUUUUACAGGUUUACGCUGCAUCAACACCAGCAGGACCCUAACCCAUUAAAUUGGCCCACUCCUGAAGCAUUCUCUGCCCUUUGUGCUUGGCCAAAGGGCAUAACUAUCUUCCCAGAGGAGGAGGAGCAUGUUGAGGUUGGAGCUGGUGUGGAAGCUGAAGGAGGAGAGCAAGAAGAGGAAGCGGUUGCUGGUGGAGCUGAGGAAGGCUCUGAGGAGGAAGUCAGUUCUGAUGAGGAAUAUGGGAGUCAGGCUGAAUCGAUGGAAGAAGAUGAGGGAGGACAGUGAAGAGGUUACCACCACCCAUGGCCCUGACAUUCAUUUAGUGUUUUUCUUUGCAUUCAUUAAAAUUCAACACUUUUAUUUUUUUAGUUGGUUAAUGUUAAUAGUUUAGUUUAAAGAUUACUUGUUUUGCACUAUUUUGGGUAUGCUGCACUCUAGGUUGCAGCGGUAGCUGGUAUGAGUUAUGUUUGAACUAGUUUGAAUUUAUGGUUUCACAUGCACAUUAGUAUUGUAUAUGCCAGUUCUUUUGGAAGCA